Molecule: messenger RNA, 4569 nt
Organism: Dermatophagoides farinae (American house dust mite)
Lineage: Eukaryota; Metazoa; Arthropoda; Arachnida; Sarcoptiformes; Pyroglyphidae
Product: ubiquitin specific peptidase echinus
Biological process (GO): protein deubiquitination
Molecular function (GO): cysteine-type deubiquitinase activity
Source: RefSeq, a predicted model, not a curated record
AAAAAAAAAAAAAUAAAAAAUGGAAAUGGAAACUAUACAUUCAACAAUGAUCUAUGAUCCAGGACCGGUGUUGGAUAAUGAUUUAUCAAUGAAAAAUUAUUUCAAUAAUCAUCAUAAUCAUAAUCAUAAUCAUCCUGAAUUGGAACAUUUAGCCAAAACAAUGCCAUCACCAACAAUGAUUGAUAAUGAAUCAAAUAUGAUAUCACCAACAUCAUCAACCAAUCAUAUACGAUCACAAUCACGAAUGUCCAUUUCACAUGAUAAAGGAUUGUUAAAUAUGCCUGGACAGAAUAAUUGUUUUCUCAAUAGUGCUGUACAGGUUCUAUGGCAUCUGGAUAUAUUUCGUCGAAGUUUUCGUGAAUUACAAGGCCAUGCCUGUAUGGGUGAUUCAUGUAUUUUCUGUGCUUUGAAGGAACUUUUCAAUCAAUUUCAAAGUAGUACAGAAUCAGCAUUACCACCAGAUUCAUUACGAUUUGCAUUAGCCCAAGCAUUUAGUGAUCAACGUAGAUUUCGACUUGGCUAUAUGGAUGAUGCUGCCGAAUGUUUUGAGAACAUCUUAUUUCGUAUACAUUAUCAUAUAACCAAUCAAGAGCUUGAUUCACAAUCCAAAUGUUUACCACAUUGUAUACCUCAUGAAAAGUUUUCAAUGAAUCUAUUUGAACAGAUCAUUUGCUAUUCAUGCGGUGCGACCUCCGAUCCAUUCAUGUUUUCACAAAUGGUCCAUUAUAUAUCUACCUCGGCAUUAUGUACGGCUGCUACUACUACUUCCUCUUCUUCAUCAACAUUGACAUCGACAUCAAAUCAUAAUGUAGUUGUCAAUGUUGUUGGCAACAAUAAAAAUAAUAAUAAUAAUGGCCAUAACAAUGUUGCUGACGAUAAUGUUAGUGGCCAUAAAAUCAUGUUGAAUUUCGGACAAUUGAUUAAAAUGGUCAAUUCAAUGGGCGAUAUUCGUAAUUGUCCGAAAAUGUGUGGCGCAAAAAUGAAUAUCGAAAAACGACUACUCAAUAGACCAGAUAUAAUAAGCAUUGGUCUUGUAUGGGAUACUGAUCAUCCAUCAUUAUCGUUCAUUCGAAAUGUCUAUCAAUUGAUUGGAACGAAUAUUCGUUUGAAUGAAAUAUUUAAUUUAAAUGAAACCAAUUCUUUUCAUCAUCAUCAUGAUCAACAAUUUGAUAAUCAACAAUUAGAUCUAGUUGGUUUGGUUACAUAUUAUGGUAAACAUUAUAGUACAUACAUAUUCAAUACAAAACUAUCACAAUGGAUCUAUUUUGAUGAUGCCACUGUACGCGUUGUUGGUCCAAGAUGGCAACAAGUUGUAGAAAAAUGUAUUAAAGGCCAUUUUCAACCAUUAUUAUUAUUAUAUUCAAAUCCGAAUGCAAAAAUUAUCAAUACUUCAUAUGCUUCGAAAGAAAUUAUACCAAUGACGGUCAUUAAAAAACCUGUUGUCGAUGAAAUGGAAUCAUCAUCAUUGGUCGUAAAUUCUUCUAGUAAUAUAGUCAAUCCACCCACCUCUAUUACAACAAGAAAAUCACCAACACCACCUCCAAUACCUCCUCAUAAUCUAUUAUCAUCAUAUACGAAACCGAAAUCAUCAUCAGAUACAACAACAACCAUAAAUAAUUUGAAAUCAGACACGGUUAGUCAUCAUAGUAAUCAUCAUCAUCAACAACAACAAAAGCCGAAUCCAUUAUUAUAUCGGCCCAAUGUUGCACAUUAUAAUUCCGAUGUGCCUGAUUCACCAUCAGCCACCUCGACCACUUCAUAUUUCAGUGAUGUAGGUGCUGAUUCUACUGAUGGUUAUAUAUCGAGAAAAACUGUAGAAAAUAUAAUCAAAAUUCAACAACGAUCUAAAUCAUCAGCAAAAACUUUGAAAAAUUCAUUAAAAUUAGAUAAUCCUUUAUCAACAAUGAUCAAUAAUAGCAUCUAUGAUAAUCAAAAAUAUAAUCGAAAUAGUUCAAGUAGUCUUGAAUCAUUUGAUUCUGUUGUUCGUGGUUCAAAAAUUUGUUCCACUUUGCCCACAUCUAUGAUGAUAAAUCAAAUGAAUACCUGUUCAUUGCAACGACGAGAUUCUGGAAAUUCUAGCAGUGAUCGAGCUUCAAGUGCUUCGUCAAAUGAUACAUCAUAUCAUUAUAGUCAACGUCAACAAUUAAUGUCGAAAAAUUCUCAUCGUAAUACUUUGACAGCGAAGAAUGCUUCUGAUCAAGGUUAUGAUUCGUUUUCAUUAUCUAGUUCUGAUAGUUAUCCAUCGACUAUUUCACCAUCAAAAUUGAAUAACCGUUUGAAACAGAUUCCUGAAGAUGAUAGUCAACUUAUUGAAAUGGUCAAUAAUUUACCGACGAUGGAUGAAUGCGAUAAACUUUGUUCAGAAGCAGACAUACUUUUAUUACGAUCACAUGAAAAAGAACGUGAAGGUGAUUUAAGAGCAGCCGCUGCAUUAAGUGAUUCAGCUGCAGCAAAAGCACGAUUAGCCAUGGACAUACCGUACAGUAAUCAUCAAACACUAAUAUCGGCCAAAAUGAAACAUAGCAUGUGUGUCAUGCGAUCGGCAAGCUUACAUAAACGAGUAGUGGAACUUGAAACCGAAGAAAAACGAUUGUUAAAAGUGGCCGCAAUGGAAGCUGCCGUACAUCAUAGUCGACAAUCAAGCCGAGAUAGUAGCUAUGGGCGACAUAGUCGACAAUCUAGUCGUGAUAAUAAAGAUCCAACCAAAUCGAUAAGCGCUCAUAAACAAGAUGCAUCCAAUGAUAAUACAAUGAACGUAGUCAAAUCCAAAUCGGAUAGUAAAAAUCAUUGGCCAUCACUAGAAAUUUAUGCAACAUUACCGAAAAAAUCUAAACGUAAAUCAAAUACAAAAGAUACGAUUUCGGCCGAAAAUGCUGCAAACAAAAUGAAAGAUAAUGCUACUAAAUCAAUAGCUUCAAAUUAUGAUCAUCAAUUGAUCUAUGAAAACUUACAAAUGAUUAAAUCGCAAACAAAAUCUAAUAAAUCUAGAGUAUCUUUGAUAUCAGAUUCAGAAUUUAGUGAUUAUUAUAGCGAAUGGGAAGCCAUUCGUAAGAAGAAACCACAAACCAAAAUCAAUGAUCCGAUUACAAAUACGGGUUGGCAAAGUUGUCGUGAAAAUACAGAUAGCGAUGCUGGAUAUGCAGAAUUCGGAUCACCACAAGUUUCUUCAAAAUUAUCGAAAUCAAAUUUGAAUAAUAAGAAAAUUGCACCAAAAAGUCAAUGUAAAGUCAAACGGAAAUUAAUGUUUGGUAAUUUUCUUAAAUCAAAAAAUCAAAGUCUUCCAGAUCUUCGUGAAGAAAUUUUGCAUCACAACAACAACAACAACAACAAUGAAACGGCAGAAGGAAACAAAUGUAAAGAUGAUGAAAAUAUUCACCGAUCAUCGGCUGUUGCACAAAUCAAUGCUAAAGGAUUUCAUCAAUCACAUCGAUCAUUUGUAGCGGAACAAGGUUUCAAAUCCAAACCAUUGUUAAUCAAGGUAAAACCACCUGCUGUUUUAAAUGGAUCGAAAAAACCAUUACCUCCACUUCCGUUACCACCACUACCACCUUUAUCAUCAUCACGAUCAUCAUUUGAAAAAAAAGUACAACACGAACAAUAUGAAUCAUCAAAAAAUAAUCAGAUUGCACCGAAAGCUACAACUAAUACUACAGCAAUAGUUAAAUCGGAUUGCGCGAUCCGAGAGAAACCAUUGCCACCGAAACGUAAUUUAUUUCUUGAAGAAUUAAAUCGAAAACGAAGUGAAAUAUUGAAAUGUGACAAACAAAACAAUAAUAUGGAUAAUGAUGGUCCACGUGAUGAUCGUAAGAACGAGAAAAUAUAUUGUAAUGUUCAGCUUAAAACAUUACCGUCACCAAGCAACAUCGGACAACAACAACAACAACAAGACAAAGGCAAAUUAAAAUCAGCUACCGUUUCAGGUCCGACACCGGUGCCAAUAAUUAGUAGAAAACCUAGUAUGUUUGAAAUUACGAAUUUUAUCUCGAAAAAUUCUCCACCACCAUCAUCUAAUCAAAGUAUUGAUCAUAAUCGAAACAUUACAACAACAACAUCAUCGACAUCAUCAUCAUCUUCAACAACGACAACAACAACAACAGUUCAUAUGCCAAUACCAGUUAAUCCACUAUCAACAAGGCUUCAAAGGCCACCAGAUUAUGAAACAACAUUAAAACGAUUACAUCAAAAACAAUCAAAUCCAAUCUAUUCGAAUCUACCACCGCCGCCACCAUCACCAACAACAACAACAAUACCAAUGAUUAUGAUGUUGGAACAACGAACAAAUUUCAAUGAUCAAAUCAUACCAUCAUCAUCGUUCAAUACUAAUCAUCAGCAACAAGUCAAUCUACAACAACAAACAUAUCAAACAUUAUCAAAUUCGAUUGAUACACAAAUACUACCGGCAACACAACGGAAUAAUAAAAAAAGUGUAAAAUUUUCCGAUCAUAUCGAAUUGGUUGCAUGUGCCGAUGAUGAUGAUGAGAUUGAUGAACCAUUACCGAAUCUGUUAUUGGAAAAAGUUUUAGGCAAAACACAAAAUCUUGUCUAUACAUUACAGAAAUAAUAAUAACA